This is a messenger RNA of Entamoeba invadens IP1, 693 nucleotides long. RefSeq lists its product as hypothetical. The record is from RefSeq and is a predicted model, not a curated record. The coding region runs from base 1 to 693 and encodes 230 amino acids. NCBI's taxonomy places the organism in Eukaryota, Evosea, Mastigamoebida, Endamoebidae. The transcript has a single exon.
AUGUCGGAACCUUCAGUCUUGUAUCAAUGUUCCCAUGAUCCAAUCCUCGUUAGAGGUCUUUAUGAUAAGGAAAUGUACAUAGUCUAUCCACCUUAUUUCACAGAAACUUCAUUUGAACCAAAUUGUGGUUCAAUACCUUACCAGUUCAUGAAAGAUAAUUAUAAGAUGGAUAUACGGACAGUUCAAGCUUCUCAAGAGUGUAUAUGCAUAGGUCUACUGAACGAUUUUUGCUCGUUCACUUUCAAACAGCCAGCAAAGAAAAGUACAGUCUCUCCACAAUUUGUGAGGCUGUCUUCACUCACUUUUGAAAAUGGAGAGUGCCUCAACGUGGAGGAGUUUGUCAAAAAGAGAUGUGAGAAAAUACUGAAGGAUGAUAUAAAAGAUGGAAUCCAAGCCAAAACUGCUCAGAGGAGGUUUGAAACAAACAAGAAAACAGAAGUUAUCCAUUUAUUAGUCGAUAUAUUGAGGGAAAAGGGGUAUUUCUUUGGAACUCGAAUGACAGUCGGAAAAGUUGGGACGAAAAAGACGGAGUAUGUGACUGAUGUUUGGAAAAAUGGGAAAUAUCUCUUUGGACAAAAAGAGGUUGAUAGAAGAGGCACUUUGAUAUCUAGAACUCUUUCUGCAAUUGGCAUGGGAUCCAAGGAAUUCAGUGUACAGAGAAAAGAAGGUAAAAUUGCAGAAAUCAUGGUUUAA